AUGCGGAUGCAGUGGUUUUUGCUUCGGCACGCCUACUUCAUUAAGGGGGAGGACUUCGCGGUGGCGGUGGCGCUGCUGGACUUGGCGCUGUAUGUCUUGGUGGGGACGGAUUCGCUGAGGUUUCUGGGCCACUCGCCGGACAAGGCCCUGUUUGGGAUGGUCACGUCUGCGCUGCUUUUCAUCGUAGCGCUCUGUGGCUUCGUGAUUGUGCGCAUGUUCCGCACGAGCAAGUACAAAGUGGAGACUUACAUCAUGCCGGUCUUGAUCAUUUGCAACAUCGCGAGUGUGUUCUACAUGCAACUGAUCAACAAGUUCGUCGGGUUCAUGACGCUGCAGCUUCCCGUGCUUAUCUUUCUGAUCACGGGCUAUCCGUACGUCUGGCUGGUCGCCUUCGUGUUGGUGGGUAUGGGAGGCGGCCUGAUCGCGCAGUCCGUCGUCUGCUCCGUCGCGCUCACCUCGGGCUGCCCGCCUUAUCUGUGGGUCGACGUUGGGCUCUACGCGCUGCAGAUGGUGAGCGGCGCAGUCGCCUACUUCACGGUCUACGAACUCGGCAUCCUCAUUGUGCGCUACAAACGUCACCCGGCGCGCUAUCUGGACGCCUUCUCCGACCUCACCGCGCUGGACACGAUCGUCUUCUCUCCAGUCUUUGGUCUCGGCGGCGAGGCUGCGCGUCAGGUGCAAGUCAAUCAGCUGGUCGCGCCUGAAAAACCGCACCUCGACGGCCUCACGUUUCUCCGCUCCGCCUCUCAAGUCUCGCAGACGACCAAUCGCCUCGUCUCUCGAAGCUUCUACCACGCCAACACGCCCGGCUCUGGGCAGACCCGCGACGGGCACCCGUUCGAGCGGAACCCCCCAGACCGCGCCGAGCGACCCUCGUCCGCCAACUUGUCCUUCCACGGCAACCCCUCGCUGGCGGCCCACCACGGGGCCCCCCACGCCCCCAGCGCCCCGCUCGGCUCCGGCGCCCCGGGGGGCGCCCCCGCGGUCCCCAAGGCGCUGAUUCAGCACGCCGCGGCGCUGCAGGCGGGAGUCGGCUCGGGCUCCCCGAUGCAGGCAGCCGCGGGUCUCGUCGGCGCAGGCCGCCCGAGCGUCCCCCGCGGAGGCCACUUGCAGCGGGGCGACGGCUCCGGCGGGGACAGCGUGGGCGGCGUGUGCCCGCCCACUUCGCAGGGCCUGGUCUCCGGCGCGGCGGGGGGCGGAGGCGCGGCGAGCGCGCCUUCCUCGACAGACGACAGGAGUCGCCCUCCCGCCGCGGAGCCUGCGCCGAGCAGUCCAGUGGAGGAUCGGCACGGGGGCCAGGCGGGGGGCGGCGUCGUGGGGCUUCUCAGGGGUCUCACGUCCAAGUGCUCUGCGGCGCUGUCUGACGCCGGGCGACGCGUGGGCGGAAGUCAGGAAAGCAGCCGCUGGCGCUCCCGCGACCGCUUGUCCUCGAGGUCGACGUGUGAGCAGCACGGCACCGGAGGCCACGGGAAGCCCGGCGAGCGGUCGUCUGUGCCCAUUCUCUUGCCCCGGCCGUCCGCCGCAGUGACUGCGGGCUCCGGAGGCGAGAGUGAACUGAGGAGUCAAUGCCUCUCCGGACUGUCGACUCACGCUUUGGGGGGCGAGGGUCUCGGGGGCGCCUCUGCGGUCAGUUGCGCCUCCAGUCAAAGCUCGAAGACCACUCGAACGGGGAAGGCGGCGCAGGCCCGCAGCAGCAGCAGCGACGUCGCCCGCGGGAGAGAGAGGGCCGAGCCUCUCGUCUCCGAGACAGUCCUGCACCAGGCUGCGCUCCCCUCCUUCUCGUCGUCGUUCGCGGCGUCUGACGCCUGCGUAUCUCUCUCGUAUCGAGCGCGCUCCAGAAAGCGCGCGCUGUCUGUCGACGCAGUGGGUCGGGGCGAGUCGGGGGGCGCCGACGCCGCGGGGAGGGCCGCGAAGAGCGGGCGCGGGAGGGAGAGCCGUCGAGAAGCCGGCGAAGGCGCGUUUCAUGAGUUCUCUCCGUCCAGUCUCGCGAAAAAAGAGGAUGUGUUUCCUUGCGACGAGCGCUUCGCGCCGACCGCGGGCGCGACGGGCUUCGCAUCGGUGUUCCCUCUGUUUGACGGCGAGAGCUCGUUUCCUCCCGAGGCGAACGUGCGGGAGGAUGCGCCCAAGCUCUUGGGCGGCGCAGAGGUCUGGGGUUACGACCCAGCCCACCCGCCCGCCGGGUACGCGCGACGGGCGACUGGCGGGGUGGACGAGCAGAGCUCGCAGCUGCCGUUGUUCCCGUCAGCUGCGGCGGAGGCGCAAGUGCGGAGUGCACUCCAGUAUCACCGGAGGUGGUUUUUCUCGCAGCUGCUUCACUUCCGGCGCGCGAGGCGACGCAACCGACAGCGCGGGCGGCGCUCGGGCGACCCUGCGGCUUAUUCCGAAGACAGCGAGGGAGCGGAUGCGAGCUCGGACGACUCGACAGCAGACGCGCGAAGAAGACGCGCGCGACGGCGUUCGGGGUGCUCGCCUCGAGCAGAGAGAUACGACUCCGGUAGCGAUGAGGAGACUCAUCUCUGGCUGAGGGCGAGGGACAGUGAAGAAGUAGCCUCGGACGCGUCGGAGGGCUCCCACGAGCGAUCCAGGUGGCGCGACGUUUCGGCGAGCUCCAUCGACGCGUCUUCCGAUGCCAAGGAGGGGGAGUCCAGCGCGUCGUCGGGUGAAGCGGAUGACAGCUACGCACUCAGCGGCAUGCAGUGCCGCCGUCUGCGGCGGAGCGACGCUUCUGCUGAUGCCUCGGUGUCUACUUCGUCUCGAUCUCCUGCGCGCUGCGGAGCUGGGAGGAAAGGAAGGGCGCGGACUGGCGCUUCGUCCGUCUCCGCCUCGUCCUUCGCGUCCUCUGCAUUCCGCCGGUACCUGCCCUUCUUGUUUGCCUCUGGCACUCGGCGCCGCAGCUCGAAACCACUGAGCGACGAGGAACCAGAAAUGCUCAAUGAAGUCGCUGAGGCCCGGAGCCGGAGAUGGGGCUCGCGCCGCUUCUCUGCGGCCGAGGGCGACGUCAGUGAGGGCGUCUGCAGCGCGUCCUCCGCGGGCGUGUCUGCGGCGGGCGUGUCUGCGGCGGGCGUGUCUGCGGCGGGCGUGUCUGCGGCGGAGAGUGAGGAGGUGUGCGAGCGCUGCUGCGAGGCAUCGUCGGGCUCUCGCUCUUCGCGCUCGUGCUCGCUGGAGAGACGGAGUCGUGGGGGCAGGUUCUCGAGGAAGAGGCGAGCGAAAGGGAGGCGCAGGCUGUCCAGUCGCGUCCGCGCCUCGUCCUCGUCUUCCUCGCCGUCGCCAGCCCGCCGCGAGAGAGCGAGGGAUGGCGACUACGUUGCUGUCGACCUCGCGCCUCUCCCCUCCCGGAUCUUCUUCGACACCUUCCUCAACUCGAUUCGCCGAGCUGAACAACUCACGAAGCAAGCCAGCGCGCCGGGGCACCUUCCAGUCUUCUCCGUCUCUGCGUCGUCUCCCGCGGGCCCCCCCGUCCCGCCCUCCUCCUCGCCUUCGACCGACGGAGCCAGAGGAGGCGAGGCGCCGACCGCGGCGAAGCCGGCGAGUGGGCAGCCCGCUGCAGGGCCGCAGGUCAGCGCGCAAGGACGGAAGGGAGCGAGCAGCGAGGGCCUGGAGAAGUACUAUGCCAUGCUUCUCCCCUCGCUCCCGCCCUUCCCCUCUUCGCGGCCUCUGGCGGUCGCGCGCGGGAAGAAGGGCCUGCACAGGGUCGCAGACGCCUCGAUGUCCGCCCGAGGGGGGGAGGCAGGGACGGGCGCCAGCCCCCAGUCGGCCCUCUUCGUUGAUGGAAAACGCCUCGCUCAGGCUGUCGCUGUGUCCGCUUCGGCGGGGUUAGAGUGCGGCUCGGAAGGCCCAGGCCGAGACGAACAAAAACAGGGCCUCCGCCGCGCGUUGUGCGCCUCGCCAGCGGAUCUCGCUUCUCGUCUGCACCGUCUUCCUCGCGCUCCGGCUCUCGCCUCGCCGCCGCUUCUCCAGGCGACGGUCGCGACCUGUCCUCAACCGCCCUCUCUCGCCUCUUCUCCGUCUUCUGGACUCGCCUCGUCUGUCUGCGUCCAGAGGUCUCAGUCUGUCGCGGCGGCUUCUGCGAGGGUCUCCAUUGAGUUGGGCGAUCUCGCUCGCCAGCCGUCGCCUCCUCACGCGAAGCUCGCGCACACUCACGCCGCGGCCGCUCUCUCGCCGUCCAGUGACCCCACCACGCGCGCGACCUCGGUGCCGCCCCGCAGCGUCUCGGAUGCUGGAAGCGCGUCUGCGGAGACCGAGGACGGCAGCGAGGGCGCCGUGGAAAGGCGCCUGUCUUCUGUCGUAGUCCCACGCGACCCGCAGGAGCUGCAUCGCUGCCGGCGGAGCUGGAGCGCAUGCGGGCCUGCGACCGCGGGCUGCGCCUCUGGGCCCCCCCCGCUGGCGGAUCGAGCGGCCUCGCGCGCGCCGCAGGUUGACGGUGCUGCUUUUCCGAUGCAGGACUGCAAGCGCGGGCGCUGCCGGCGCUGCGGCCGCACGUGUCGGCAUCGAGAGUCUCCGCGUCGCGGGGCUGGGUGCGGAGACAGGAAGCGGAGUGCGGCAGGAGGGAGGGAGCGCGAAACGUCGGAUCGUUCGGAGAGAGAGGAGCGCAGCCAAGCGCGGACGCUGCGGCGCAGGCGGCCGCGGAGAAGCCGGUUGCUGUCGCCGGCGAUUUCCACGGCGAGCUGCAGCAGCCGCGAGCGCAGGAGUCGCCGGGCGGUCGGCGGCGUCGCUCAGCUCACGCCGAUCUGCGUGGAUGAGGACUGCGGACAGGGCGACGACCUCCUGUCUCCGCUGCUGCGCAGCGAGAGCGAGGAGGCCCCGGGGGAUGUACGCGACUCUCUGUCGAUAGACAGCGACGCGUCGUGCGACUCCCGAGACCUCAGCGGACGGCAGCAAGGUGGCAGGCGCUCCCGCGCCUCCUCGCUCCCGUCUGCGGCGGAAGGUGAGCCGGCGGGAGAGCCAGACCAGAGGGCAGGUGGAUGGCUGGCGUCGUGGCUCUUCGGGCCCUGGGGGGUCAGCGAGGGCGAGCGCGGCGGAGGAGGCGCCCGUGGAGAGAAGCGGAGGGACCGGCGGUCGAGGCGCCGACGGCACAGCAAAGUCUCUCGAGACCGGCUGCUAGUGCAAGCUGGCUACGCGCUGAGCGGAGAGGACGCGACGCGCGCCUUCGCGGACUGCAGCCGCAAGGCGUGGUUGAGAGAAGAUGGCAGCGGGGCGUCAACGAGCCAGUAUUCUUCCUUCGGACGCGCCGGCGGUCGCCGGCGAGAGUCGCCUGAGACUUUGGAGCCCGCACGCUCGGCGACUGCGGAGGACGACGAGGAUCGUCUCGCCGUUUCGCAUGGUCGCGACGCCUGCGGCAAGCGCCGCCGGAAGGGGCGGUGGGCGUCGACGACGAGCCCCGAGCAGCGAGAGUGGGGCGGGCGCGGCGCGUGGCACACGACCUCCGCGCUGGACGCGCCUCCGGCCUCACCGCCGACUUGGGCUCCCGCGGUUCCUACUCCGUCGCCCUCUUCGUUCUCCUUCUCGGCGCUCGAUCAGGAGGCGGACGCUGGAGAGGGGCGAGCCGAGGCUGCCGCCGCCGCCGCGUCGGGCGCCGCAGACCUCAUUCGGCGCUUCUUCGCCGCGACGGAGCUGCAUCGCAGCGAGCCGCGACCCGAGAAGCCGGAGGGCGCGGCGGACGGGGCUGUGGCAGCGGACGCGGCGGCGGCCCCGUUGCAUAUGCUUGCGCAUUCGUUCGCCACGGCGGCGACGGCGGAAGGGCCGCCGAGUCCCAAGGCCGCCCGCGACAACUUGUCUUCCUCGCACUCGGGCCUCGCCGCAAUUGGGGCCCCGCGGUCGCUGACCAGCCAGGCGAGCUUGCCACGGAGUGCGCCGGCGCAGCCGCAGGGCCACGCGCCCGCGACGGCCUCCGCGCCGGGAUCUGCGGCGAGUGUGCGGUCGUCGGCGCUCCCGUCCAGCGGCCGCGCGGGCGGGAUGCCUUCGGCGACGUCGCACGCGUUCGCGUCGACGGCCUCCUCGCCGAGCGGGCUCGCGGCGGCGGCGGACUUGGGCCCACGGGCCUCGCGGCUGGGGCUCGGGCGCGGGGCGUACCGGGCGGGGACGGGGACCCGCGCGGCGCCGUCGACGAAGGCCACGCGGCCGCUGAAGAGCGGCUACAUCUCGUCGGUGGGCGGCGGCGGCGGCAGCGCAGAGAGCUCCAGGGGGAAGAUGACGCGCUACCACAUCGUGCAGAAGUUCCACGACCGCCUGCCUUGGUGGGUCGCGCGCAUUAUCGUAUACAGCGACGCCGCGCUGGAGAACUGCCGGCGCCGGCGCCGCCUCAUGCAGCGGGCGACCUGGCGAACCAAGGUCGCGAUGCCCGUGCGCAACAUGCUCGGCCUCUUCAGCGACGAAAAAAUCGAGACCUGGUACGUGCAGUGGCUCAACGCCUUCAACGCCAAGUACUACCCCCGCGUCGCCUGGCUCCUCUUUCUCGUCUGCCUCUACGCGACCGCCUUCCACGGCCUCCUCAGACUCAGAAACUUCGUCGACAACUACCCCCUCUGCCGCGACGCCGUGCGAGACUCUCCCCUGGGCGAAAUCGGUUUUUUCACGCUGGUCGCUGUUCGCUUCGCGUCUCAACCGAUUCUCUCGAUGCUGCUGCUUCUACCAGUCCUGCGACACUCGGGCUCCAAGAUCGUCGAGUGCUUCACUUCUCGGGGACCAGUCACACCGCCGAAAAGCUACAAACUCUACCGAUGGAUGCUGGGACUAUCGCUGCUGCAAUUUGCGUAUAGCGUGUUUGACAACACUUGGCAUCUGUUUGCCGCGCCUCCAACUCGACACAUUAGUCCGCUGACGAUUAUUCCGCCGAGUGCGGGGCUGGAGGUGGCAGUGGUUCAGACGGUGUUCAUUCUCGCUGUGCGAACGCCGACCAUUAAUGUAAUUUUUUGUCUGUACUUCAUCGUGUACCUCCUCAUUUUCUUUUUCGUCCUGCCUGCCGGCGCCCAACAAGCGCAGCUCUUCGCCGUCAGCCUCGCCGGUUGGCUUUUCACGUGCAUCGGCGGCCAACUCUUCUACACGAGAGCCUUUGAAGUGAACCGCAGGCGGCUGUUCUGCAAGUAUGUCCUGCCGUACAUGCUGUAUCUCGAAGAGAUCGCAGCGAUUUUGUACUCCAACCCUCAAGGCGAGUAUCCGCCCGACGAAGGCAGCGAUGACGAGGUGUCGCUGGCCUCUGCGCACCCGGCGGUUGAGAGAUCCUAG
Messenger RNA from Besnoitia besnoiti, 7221 nucleotides. RefSeq lists its product as uncharacterized. The record is from RefSeq and is a predicted model, not a curated record. The coding region runs from base 1 to 7221 and encodes 2406 amino acids. NCBI's taxonomy places the organism in Eukaryota, Apicomplexa, Conoidasida, Eucoccidiorida, Sarcocystidae. The transcript is spliced from 4 exons.